Molecule: messenger RNA, 3842 nt
Organism: Rubroshorea leprosula
Lineage: Eukaryota; Viridiplantae; Streptophyta; Magnoliopsida; Malvales; Dipterocarpaceae
Source: the annotation of a GenBank genome assembly
UCCCGGCAUUGUCCUUUUCCUCUAGUCCCUCUUUCUAGACCUGCGCUCCGCGUGCCUGUAAUUUUCCAUCAGAUUCCUUUCGCGUUUCCCUUCUUUAAAUUUUUCCAGAUUUGUAUCUCUUCAUUGAUCAGUAACCGUUUCACUUUCUCACUCUCCCAUUAGCAGCAGCGGUGGCAACCGUGUAAGAGACGCCUAAUUCCAUUCUCUCCGUUCUUGGAUCCGUUUCUUUGAUAUUGACAAAUGAGAGGUUCGUUACCGAAGCAUGAACGCCGAUGGUCCACCGACACUCUUCCCGCCAAAACCACCGUCAGUUCCGACACCUCGCCGGAGACGGAAUACAACUCCGUUGAGGAGUUUGUGGAGGUUACUAUUGAUCUCCAAGAUGAUGACACGAUCGUGGUCAGAAGUGUCGAGCCGGCGACUAAUGUAAACGUUGCUGCUGAUGGAGUUGAUACUCCUGCGUCAGCGUCUUUUUCUAGAUCGCCGACGAUCAGAAGGUGCUCGUCGAACAGGUUGAGGCAGUUUUCUCAGGAGUUGAAGGCCGAACUCAUCAGGAGGUUCUCGUGGAACCAUGGACAAGCGGCGCGUGUGCUUUCCGCUCCGUCCACCUCUCAGGGUGGAAGCGGCAGAUUCGACUCGGCUUUGGCGGCUCGCGCUCUGAGGAAGCAGAGAGCUCAACUCGAUCGGACUCGGUCCGGUGCACAAAAGGCACUCCGUGGACUCAGAUUCAUCAGCAAUAACAAAGCCAACGGCUGGGACGAAGUACAAAAAAAUUUCGAGAAAUUCGCCAAAGACGGCUUCCUCUACCGCGCAGAUUUCGCGCAAUGCAUUGGAAUGAAAGAUUCAGAGGAAUUCGCAUUAGAACUGUUCGACGCAUUGAGCAGGAGAAGGAGAUUGAAAGUCGAGAAAAUCAGCGGAGAUGAGCUUUAUGAAUAUUGGUCCCAAAUCGCCGAUCAAAGUUUCGAUUCUCGGCUCCAGAUCUUCUUUGACAUUGUGGACAAGAACGAAGAUGGAAGAAUAGCAGAGGAGGACGUAAAAGAGAUAAUCAUGCUGAGUGCUUCUGCAAACAAAUUAUCGAGAUUGAAGGAACAAGCAGAGGAAUAUGCAGCUCUGAUCAUGGAAGAGUUGGACCCUGAGAGACUAGGCUACAUUGAGUUAUGGCAGCUAGAAACUCUCCUCUUGCAAAGGGACACAUAUCUGAGCUACAGUCAAGCGCUAAGCUAUACGAGCCAAGCUUUAAGCCAGAACCUUCAAGGGCUAAGGAAAAAGAGUACAAUCAGAAGGAUGAGCACAGAGUUUUUGUAUUAUCUGCAAGAAAAUUGGAAGAGGCUUUGGGUUCUGUCACUGUGGAUUAUGAUAUUGGUAGGGCUCUUCACAUGGAAGUUCUUACAAUACAAACAGAAGCCCGCUUUUAAGGUCAUGGGUUAUUGCCUCCUUACAGCAAAGGGAGCAGCAGAGACGUUGAAGUUCAACAUGGCUCUUAUCCUCUUGCCCGUUUGCAGAAACACCAUUACUUGGCUUCGUUCCACCAAGUUGGGUUACUUUGUCCCUUUUGACGACAAUAUCAACUUUCACAAGACAAUAGCUGCAGCAAUUGUGAUUGGUAUCAUUCUCCACGCCGGUGACCAUCUAGCAUGUGACUUCCCAAGGCUUAUUCAUUCUUCUACAGUCAAUUAUGAUAACGAUUUGAGAUAUGACUUUGGACCCCAUAAACCUACAUACAUAGAUCUGCUUAAAGGGCCGGAGGGAGUGACAGGAGUUCUUAUGAUUAUCUUCAUGACAAUUGCCUUCACACUAGCAACGAGAUGGUUUAGGAGGAACCUUAUCAAGCUACCCAAGCCCUUUGAUAGAAUCACUGGCUUCAAUGCCUUUUGGUAUUCACAUCAUCUGUUUAUCAUUGUCUACAUCUUGCUCAUCAUCCAUGGCAACUUCCUCUAUCUUGUACACAAAUGGUACAAGAAGACGACAUGGAUGUAUCUUGCUGUUCCAGUUUUGUUAUAUGCUGGAGAAAGGACCCUGAGAUUUUUUCGUUCUGGUUUCUAUACUGUCAGGCUUUUGAUGGUUGCAAUUUAUCCAGGAAAUGUUCUCACAUUACAAAUGUCUAAGCCACCUCAAUUUCACUACAAGAGUGGGCAAUAUAUGUUUGUCCAAUGCCCUGCCGUUUCUCCUUUUGAAUGGCAUCCAUUUUCCAUUACAUCUGCUCCUGGUGAUGACUAUCUUAGUGUUCACAUCCGUCAGCUAGGUGACUGGACCCAAGAGCUUAAAAGGGUAUUCUCAGAGGCCUGUGAAGCUCCUGUAGCUGGGAAAAGUGGGCUUCUACGGGCAGAUGAGACAACAAAGAAAAGUUUGCCGAAACUCAGAAUUGAUGGGCCUUACGGUGCCGCUGCCCAAGACUACCGGAAGUAUGAUGUCCUGCUUCUUGUUGGUCUUGGCAUUGGUGCCACACCUUUCAUCAGCAUUUUGAAAGAUCUGCUUAACAACAUUGUUAAGAUGGAGGAGCAGGCAGAUUCUUUAUCGGAUUUAAGUAGGACAUCAGACCUAAGUUUAGGAAGCAAUGAUUUCACCACUCCAAAACGAAAGAAAGCACUCAAGACUACAAAUGCCUACUUCUACUGGGUAACUAGGGAGCAAGGUUCAUUUGAUUGGUUCAAAGGUGUCAUGGAUGAAGUUGCAGAGCUUGAUCAAAGGGGUGUCAUUGAAAUGCACAACUAUUUGACUAGUGUGUAUGAGGAAGGGGAUGCCCGUUCGGCUCUCAUCACUAUGGUCCAAGCGCUAAAUCAUGCUAAGAACGGACUUGACAUUGUUUCUGGGACUAGGGUUCGGACCCAUUUUGCGAGGCCUAAAUGGAAGAAGGUUCUUUCUAAGUUAAGUUCCAAGCAUUGCAAUGGUAGGAUAGGAGUGUUUUAUUGCGGAGCACCAGUCUUGGCCAAAGAACUCAGCAAACUCUGCUAUGAGUUCAACCAAAAUGGUUCCACCAAAUUCGAAUUCCACAAAGAACAUUUCUAAAGAGACCGAGGUUGAGUAAAUAAUGUCUGCACCCUCUUAGAUCUCCCUUGAGCAUAAAAUAAGAAAUAUUAUUCUUGGAAUAAGCCAAAAGGGCAUACUCAGUGUACAGUCUAGGUUAGAGAAAAGAUGAAAAGUAUAAGAGCAUACAAAAAUAUUUUUCAUUAAUUGUAGAUGUAUUUUACCAUACGGAUUGCCAAUAACAACUAUGAAUGACAUUUUUCUGGUUGAGGAAGAUGGCCCUAAGAUCUUGAUUGCUGAGACAUGCUGGCAAGCAUAGAGGUGACACAGAAUGUCAUAUGGAGGAAGUACGGGAAUGAGGGUGAGUGGGGUUACUUAGUGCGGUACAGCUGCAAUGGAAAGGUUGGGGACCUAAUUGACUAAUGAUGAUAAGGCCAUAAUUGAUUGGUACACAAGCGCAGGUGGUACUAGUAGAAGAAGACAGUUUUGAAAAAGUAGAGAAUGAUGGAGUGAAGGGUAGGUUUGUGGACAAUGGAGAUGGGCAUUUUGUCAGUUGAAUUUUCCAAAUUUCCUCUAAGGAAUAUUCCUUGUAGUAGGUUCCUGAGGUUGAUUAUCCAGGUGAUAUAAAUUACACUAUUAUUGUUGUAUUCAUUCUUGUUUGGUUACAACAAAGAUUACGUGUAAAAGCUAUUCAGAUGAACCUUUUUGAAAGUUUUGAGUAAUGCUAUGUGCACAAUACAUUCUACCGAGUGCACAAGCACUCCCUACAUGAUUAGUGUGGGAGUAAUAUAUAUAUAUAUAUAUAUAUACACAUAUAUGUAUAUACAGAUGAACCUUCUUUCUUGAUUAUUUUUAUUUAAUAAUGAUAACUCUUGUAU